UUAAAAACUAUGAUGCCUAAUUUUAAAGAGUUUAUUGACAAAGGUCAUAUUUAUCGCUCAGACGAGCAAGAUAAAUUUUAUUGUACCUAUGCUCUGAUGCAUCGUGUAUGCCAAGUGACUGCUUUAAUUACUGUCAGUGGGGUCAUUAUAGUAUAUGGCAAACACGAUCAUGAACCUUUGUUCAUGCAAUAUCAAAAUCGUGUUGAUGGCUUACUGGCAGAGCUUAAAGAAAAAAGCGUAAAAAGCUUAUUUACAUCAUUGAAGAACAAAGAAAAGAGAAGAAAACUGGAGGCCCAGAAGAGUCGAAAAGGCCGAAAAUACCACUACUCUGAUCAUGAUAUUUUUGUAGAAAUGGGACAAGUUUGCUGCCAACAAAAAAAAUGGCCUAUAAAAAAUAACCUGCCUGAUUUAGAAUUAUAUGCUAACCUAUACAUAAGGUUACCCCUUGUGGAAAUGGUCACGGAAUAA
Cotesia congregata is the source of this 468-nucleotide messenger RNA. The record is from the annotation of a GenBank genome assembly. NCBI's taxonomy places the organism in Eukaryota, Metazoa, Arthropoda, Insecta, Hymenoptera, Braconidae.